Messenger RNA from Cimex lectularius (bed bug), 3370 nucleotides. Its product is annotated as ras-responsive element-binding protein 1-like. The record is from RefSeq and is a predicted model, not a curated record. Gene Ontology annotation, cellular component: nucleus. The transcript is spliced from 6 exons. Gene Ontology annotation, molecular function: DNA-binding transcription activator activity, RNA polymerase II-specific; RNA polymerase II cis-regulatory region sequence-specific DNA binding. Gene Ontology annotation, biological process: regulation of transcription by RNA polymerase II. Bases 245 to 2221 code for a protein of 658 amino acids. Lineage: Eukaryota; Metazoa; Arthropoda; Insecta; Hemiptera; Cimicidae.
GAGGCAUCCCUCCCCGCCCCGACGGCCCUCUUCUCGCCAACAUCCCUCACUCGGACGAGGAUUCAGUGAGGCUCCGAGGCUCGCCGGUGGUACAGCUGUCCCUCAUCCGCCAGGACAUCAGGGCAAGGACACUUCUCACAGGAUUCAACGUCUCAUAGACCCUACAUCUUAGAUGUGAAAUACCAUUCUACUGUUUUAUCAUACUUUUGAUCCGUCAGGACAGAGUUGAGUUAACAUCUUAAGAAUGGAGCAUAGCUACGACAAUAUACCUUCACCCCAAGAGGAGCCACAAGACCUCUCUGCAUCAAGGAUGCGUUCGAGGUCCAGCUCAAUAUCCGAUGUAGAUCCCACCACAUCCGAUUCGGACUCCAUGGGAUCAUCGGUUCCUAUGAAAAGGCCGAGAUUUUAUGAGGACAACAACAACAUCGAGGGCUAUGAUCUCUCUUCGAAGAGAGAAUUCCUUGCAUCGCUCGAGCUGGCUACAUCCCCUGAAACCGAAGAGGAGCAAGACCCGUUUCUCGAAGACUUCAAGAAGAUGAAAUCAAAAGGCGAGUUCACAUGCAGACUCUGCACAAUGUUAUUUCCGAACCUGCGAGCCCUGAAGAGCCACAACAGGGUUCACUUGGAAGGUCCCAACUUCGAGUGCAACCUUUGCCCUUACAGAUCUUUCGAAAGAUCACUCGUGCUCAGACACAUGCGGACGCACAAUGGCGAAAGGCCGUAUGAAUGUCCUGUAUGCAAAUAUGCUUUUACGACUAAAGCCAACUGUGAACGACAUAUGAGGAAUCGGCAUACCAAAGAAGCUUCUACUCAGAUGGAUCUCCCGAUAGACCUUAGCGUCAAAAAACCGGUCUACCCAUUUCUCACUAUACCGUAUUUCAUUCAUCCUCCAAUCCUUUACCAAAAUCUUCAAAAGGAUCUGUUUAGAGGUCUUCAACUCACAGGUGGUAGGAUCCUAGAGAAAAAAGAAGAAGUGAAGAUGGUCGUAAAAAAUGGCCUGCUUGUUCCUAAACAAAAGCAAAGGCGGUACAGAACCGAAAGGCCAUUUGGGUGUGAUCAUUGUGCAGCCAGAUUUACUUUAAGAUCAAAUAUGGAACGACAUGUAAAGCAACAGCAUCCUGAAUUCUGGUCUCAGAGACAACGCAGUGGUGGCAGAAAAUCUCGAGAACCAAAAACAGAGAGCAGAGAAAUUCCUAAAGGUGUGAAAGAGGCAAUUGUUGAGCAGAUAAAACUAAAGAAUGAAGAAAAGAAGGAAGCCGGAGAUCUUGCUUCAGUGUCAAAGAUGCUUGAUAACGCCUCAUCUCAAGAUUUCAGGGAGUACUUUGAUAGAACAGAAGACGACCCAGGUGAAGAUAGCGAGGAAGGCCUUGUAGCUGCUACAUCAGAGGAUGCUAGUUCUGAGGAGCGCGGUUCUCCUGAGGCGAGGGAUGGGAAAGAAAAGAAGCGAAGUGCUUAUUCCCUUGCACCGAAUCGAGUAUCCUGCCCAUAUUGCUCGAGGGAAUUCCCCUGGACUUCUUCUUUGCGCCGUCAUGUCCUGACCCACACAGGGCAGAAACCAUACAAGUGCCCGGCUUGCCCCCUGCUUUUUACUACCAAGUCAAACUGUGACCGACAUCUAGGAAGAAAGCAUGGGGCAAAGCAGGAAGAAAGAUCGAGGAAAAGAGAAGAGAAAGAAGAACCUGUCGCUCAAGACACAUCAGUCACUGAGAUGCCAUUCAAGUGCCAUCUCUGUGAAUCGGCAUUCCGAGAGAGGCAAGACGCUCUCGAGCAUCUUAAAGCUAUACAUCGGAAAGAGUAUGAUGCUCUUGUGGCUAAAGGUGCUCUAGAUAGUUGUUCUGAGACUGAAGAGAAUGAGUCUAUUUCAAAAGACCACAGCAAUAGAAAGGUGAUUUGCGCUUUCUGCCUUCGACGCUUUUGGUCAGCAGAAGAUCUCCGUCGUCACAUGCGAACACAUACAGGUGAGCGCCCUUUUUCUUGCGAUCUCUGUUCCCGGCGGUUCACCCUCAAGCACUCAAUGCUAAGACACAAGAAGAAACACGGUUCACCAGGGAUUAUCGUUCCUCCUGCUGAAACCGAAGAGUUCCAAGGCUCUCCAAAGUCUGAUCUUAUAUCUAACUUGCUUGGCAUCAAGGAUGCAUCUUUGGUAGAAACAAUGCUCGCCUCUACAGCCACAGAUGCAGCCAAAAUACUAGGCAUCGACAAAAACAAUCUUAAAAACUAAACUUCAAUAAUCUGAAUUUUUUCUUUAUGGAACUGAUUGUAUAUCAGCAACCAUUAAAAAAGUUUAAAUACUGAGUUUAAUUUUGAAAAAAGUAUUUUGAAGUGAGUCGGGAUUUUUUUUUUUAAUUGCUGUUUUAACACUACCAGCUGUUAAAGCUUUAAUGGCUUAAAAAUGCACUAUUUUAAGGACUUGCAAUUGCAAGACUUUAAAAAACUGUAUUUUUCUGUUAAAGUGCCUUCGGGGAGAUUUUUAAAAUUGUCCGUCCUUUAAAUCAAAUCAUAAUGCCAUAUGCUACGGGGUUAAAUAUGGUACCCCGGGAUUUAGAGGAAAAGUGGUUUUUGAACAUAAAAAUUCUAAUGUGCCUUUGACCUUAAUAUUUUUACCAAAUAGAUUGUAAAUUAAAUUUGUAAUGUUAUAUGAAAUAUACAUAACGCAUGUUAUAUAAUCAGUCGAUGGAAGAUAUAGAUGUAUAUUUGAUGUUGAAAUAUUUAAAAUAUAAUGGAGGAUGAGAUGAUUUUUGUAAUUUGUAAUGGGGUCAAGUGAAAUCUCUAUGUACUACGUGUAUUUUAAAUCUAAGGGAUGGAUACAUGCCCCACGUGAAAUAUGUUACCUUUUUGUAGAGGCAAAAAAAUUAUUAUGACUCAAAUCUAAAGACCAAAAGUUAUCUUUGUAAAAAAAAAAAAAUUAAAAAAAAACUGCACUGAUUUUAUCUUAUUUUAUAAAUAAAAUUAUUUAAAUUGUAAUUAUUGUACAAAAAGAAUUAUGCUCGAAUAUUGUUUAAUUAUGUAAAUUACAUUAAUUGUGAAGUAGGUUUUUAGUGACUAAGCAUGUGUGUUGUGUAAAAUUGGGGAUCCUUCGAGAUCCAGGGUGAGUGGUAAUUCAAUUUCUUCUGAGGUCAAUAAAAGAGUCUGUUGAACUAGUCAAGACAGAAGAAUGAGAAAAUUGACUGAAACAAUUGGGUGCAUGUGGGAAAACUUUGAAUACAAAAACAUAUUAAAAUAUUUAAAAAAAAUGGGUUUACAAAAAAGUUUUAAAAAAUUAUAAUGUAAAUUUGUAUUUCACAUAUUUUUAGUUUGGGAUUUGUAUUGUUCUGCAAUUUUGUCAGUUUCCCCUUGUUUUUUGUGGAUGAAUAAAGAGAUUUUAAAAAAA